ACAUGAUAAAUGAUAGGCUCCAGCUUUUCAAUCAACAAUUGAACGAUUGAACAGAAGUAUUCAACAGUUUAUUGUUAAAAGAUUUCACUAUUAGAAAUCUUGUUUGUUCAUCAUACUUUAAAUGCAUGUGAAAUUGCAUAUUUCAUGGGAAUCGUCAAAGGGUGAGACCGGAAUUGACCUCAGAAUAUAUUACCGGGUUACUGUGAUAGACGUAAUCGAUGACUCGAUAUUAUUUGGCUUCGGUUAAUGACAUUACCGUACACUUGCAUAAGAACUUGGGGUUAGUAUAUAAACACGUUGUUUCAAUGCGAAUACAACAUAUCGUUAAAAUUAAUUAAUACAAAAUAUUCACGAGAUUAGCAAUAAUCCUUAACCGGUCGCGUGGCGUCUGAGAGACUAUGAUUGCGCAAUCACUGAGAUGCCACAUCACUGGUUAAGAGAUAAUAGGAUUUGUUGCACUUAUUAAAUAGUAUUGCUGGUCCAUGAGUUCAAUGUUUUUUGAAUGAUCGAAAACAACGAGAAAACCACAUAACUGUGGCUCUGCGUAACGUGUUUUUAUGCAUAUGCAUCAUUUUACACUGCAAUAUUUGUUUUAUGUUUGCACAUGUUCUUAUUAUUUUAUCAUAUAUGAUUUGCUAAGGAUUGCAUUGCUUGCAAGCUGUCAAGAAAACAUAUUGAACUUGUGAACCAAAAAUACUUUUAAUAAUAAGUCAGUGUGAACUGUAUAUAACUUCAAAUGUUUGUCUAUACUUUAUUUACAUUAAAUUAAAUUUUGAUACAUCUAACUUCAUAGUGCAUACUGAACUUUUAAAAAUAUUUAGAACAUAUGUAUAUCAGACUGGUUAAGUUUCGUUUGAUUGAUUUAGCGUUUAAUUGACAUGCUCUUUUCCUAAUAUAGAACGCGGGAUAUAACAAGAAAAAAUACAAAUACCUAGAACUACGAUCUAGAAUUUAUGGAAGUGGUCACUUAUACCUUACGUUUCUUAUGCAAAUUUUGGUGACACUACAAGCAGGAAGCCCAUUACCCACAGUUCUACUUUGUCCCUCAUUGGAUUCAGUUCGAACUGCGGACGUCAGUCUUUUAGAUAUAGUAUUCUCAAGAUGUCUUUGCAAGGAGGACAAGCUGCGUACAUCGCAGAUAUGAUGGCAAAUCCAGCGUCGGAUCCAGCAGCAGGACCGAGUGAAAUCUCUCAGUUUUAUGCGGGGUGCAAAAUUUUCGUAACAGGUGGUUCAGGUUUUAUGGGUAAACUUCUGAUAGAAAAAUUAUUACGAUCGUGUCCAGAUAUUGAUAAGAUGUAUAUGCUCAUUCGAGGAAAAAAAGGUAAAACAUCUGAAACUCGUUUCAAGGAGCAUUUCGAGGAUAUCUUGUACGAGAGAUUGAAACGCGAACGUCCUGGCAUCCUGAGUAAAGUAGUAAUGAUAGAAGGUGACGUAAGUCUACUCAACCUUGGAUUAUCUGCAGAAAAUCGAGAAAUACUUCGGGACUCUAAUAUAAUCUUUCACGGUGCCGCUACGGUACGUUUCGAUGAGAAACUUCGGCAAGCGGUAAACAUUAACAUAAGAGGAACUAAGCAAAUGCUUCUAUUUGCAAAAGAGAUGCCAAACUUAAAGGCAUUUGUCCAUAUAUCGACAGCUUUUUCUCAGUGCGUAGUCAAGUUCAUCGAGGAAAAGUUUUACGCCGCUCCGAUCGAUUCAGACAAAUUGUUGACGGUCACAGAAAUAUUAGACGAUGCCGUAUUGGAGCGCAUGACACCAGUGCUCAUGGGAAAGUGGCCGAAUACUUACGCCUUCACUAAAGCAGUGGCCGAGGACAGUGUGAGACAAUAUUCAAAAGUAUUGCCAGUCUGUGUAGUGAGACCGUCUAUCGUGAUAGCUACAUCCAAAGAGCCGAUCACAGGAUGGAUCAAUAAUCUUUAUGGACCCACUGGAGUCGUGUUUGGUGCUGGGGUCGGAUUACUUCGUUCUCUUCAUUGCAACAAGGACUGCAUCGCAGACAUAAUUCCAGCGGAUUACGUCAUUAACAACAUCGUGGUAGCAGCCUGGGACAUCGCCACGUCAAAAAGUAUCAAUCCUAAUAGCGUGGACACCCUGCUGACGGAAGAAAUUGAUGAGCCACCGAUUUAUAACUGCGUUUCCUCUUGCACAAAGCCAAUCACAUGGGGUCAGUUUAUGAAGUUAAAUGAAAUACAUGGAAUUGCUGUCCCUAGUUGCAUGGUUAUGUGGUAUUAUUGUUUUACUUUGAACAAACAGCAGUGGGUGCAUAAUAUUUAUAUUGUUCUGCUUCAUUAUCUACCAGCACUUAUUAUCGACACUCUGGCUUUUUUGACUGGUCGUAAGCCGAUGCUUUUCGGUGCUUAUAAAAAGAUACACAAGUUCAGCGGUGUGAUAUCUUACUUCUCCACUCAGCAAUGGAAAUUUGAAAAUAAUGCUGUGCUUAGAUUAUGGGACAAACUUAAUCCUGCUGAUCGUAUUAAAUUUGAUUUCAAUUUGGAAAGUCUUGAUUGGAACAAUUAUUUUUAUCACCAUGUGCGCGGCUUACGUGUUUACCUUAUUAAAGAUCCAUUGGAUACAUUAGAGAAAGGAAAGGCCAAGUAUUUUAAAUUGAAAAUCGCUCACUAUACUCUGUUUACGAUCGUUUGGAUUUUAGUGUUUUGGGCUUUUGUAUCAUUCUUGCGGUUUCUUAGAUUUUGGUAA
Molecule: messenger RNA, 2694 nt
Organism: Cephus cinctus (wheat stem sawfly)
Lineage: Eukaryota; Metazoa; Arthropoda; Insecta; Hymenoptera; Cephidae
Product: fatty acyl-CoA reductase wat
Exons: 9
Coding region: 1102-2694 (530 amino acids)
Biological process (GO): long-chain fatty-acyl-CoA metabolic process
Cellular component (GO): peroxisome
Molecular function (GO): alcohol-forming very long-chain fatty acyl-CoA reductase (NADP+) activity
Source: RefSeq, a predicted model, not a curated record